CAACGUUACGAAAUACGAAACAAUGAGCAGCCUGGACAUAAAUAUGCAAAAGCCCCAGAUACGCACUCGAUUACUUUGAUCUUGCUGAGAUUCGUCGUCUGUUGUCUGAGCAUUCCGGCACCAGACAUUCAGCAGUCGAAGGUCAGAACAUCUGCCCACAAGCGCAGUGAAGUUGAACCAUGGCGUUCGCCAUUCAUGAAGCCUCAGUCGAUGAUGCUGAAGAUUUGGCAAGAAUCUAUGUCGCCUGCCAUAUCGACGACGACGUCUGGAAGAUAUUGACGGCGAACGUGAAGCACCAAGACCACGUUGAAUGGGUUGCAAACAACUCCAGAGCUCAAUACCAUUUGCCAGAAAGAAAAGUGUACAAAGUGAUCGAUACUGCAACUGGCAAAAUCGUAGCUUAUGCCACACUUACUUCCCCGUAUCCAUCCAGUGAGGAAGAGAGAGCCACAUCGGCAAGCACGGCUGGCAAAAGCCUGCCACCAGGAAUCAACGAGGGGCUAAUGAAAGAGUUCUUUGGCAUGCUAUCAUCGACGAAAGCAUAUGGCUAUGACCCUGACAAGCACUUCCAUCGAAAAGGAACAAUGGUAUUGCCGGAAUACCAAAGGAAAGGUCUGGGAACAAUGCUCAACGCGCAUUGCAACGACCUUGCAGACAAGGCCAAAGCAGCUACAUAUGUCGCUGCCCGACCAAAUUCGCUGCCAAUGCUACAGAAAUCCGGAUUCAAGAUUCUUGCCGACGAAAAGAUUGAUAUGACGAAGUAUGGAGGCAGCCGGGAAGACGGAAAGGCAUGGGCUCUGAUUCGAGAGCCUCAGUAGGACGAAUUGGGUCAUGUAACAUUGUGUUCCCUUCACAUGUUGGUUUGCCACCCAAGUCUUAAACAGAUACCCGCGAGGUACGGUUCAGGUCUAUCAAAAGACCCCACUAUCUUUUAACUAGGAUCUUCUGCCAUGCCGUACAACUGUGCC
Molecule: messenger RNA, 968 nt
Organism: Mollisia scopiformis
Lineage: Eukaryota; Fungi; Ascomycota; Leotiomycetes; Helotiales; Mollisiaceae
Exons: 3
Coding region: 180-818 (212 amino acids)
Molecular function (GO): acyltransferase activity, transferring groups other than amino-acyl groups
Source: RefSeq, a predicted model, not a curated record